Messenger RNA from Schistocerca americana (American grasshopper), 819 nucleotides. RefSeq lists its product as uncharacterized. The coding region runs from base 108 to 605 and encodes 165 amino acids. Gene Ontology annotation, cellular component: mitochondrion. NCBI's taxonomy places the organism in Eukaryota, Metazoa, Arthropoda, Insecta, Orthoptera, Acrididae. Gene Ontology annotation, biological process: mitochondrial respirasome assembly. The record is from RefSeq and is a predicted model, not a curated record. The transcript is spliced from 3 exons.
CCUGCGAACAUUAGUAGCAGCGACCUCGUGCUGCUGCGUCGCGAACUGUAAACACAGUUGUUAGGUAACAAAUGAAGUUCGGAAGUGUUUAACAAGAAGAGUUGAAAAUGCAAAAUUCAAAGUCAGAAUCAAGAGAAGAGCCCGAACCGACUUUUGAUUGGUUACAGUUGCAAAAGGAUGUCCGCGCAACAAACACACAGGAAACGACAAGGGAAAAAUUCGCACGCAAAGUGUCAGAAAAUCCCUUAGUUCCAAUUGACAGGAACAAUGAGAAGACAGUUGACACAUCUAGCCUUCAGCCAGACCUUUCUUCAGAAAAGAAAACACACACUCACACUUUCAAACAAGCAAGCAUACCUUAUGUGUGCACACAUCUGACUAUUUCCAACUGUAAUGAUAUGGCAGUGGAAUGUGCAUAUUACUUCUUUCUGAUUGUAGGUUGCCUAGCUACAUUUUGUGCUUUGUCCUAUGGUCUAUGGAGUUUCCGGACAGGACAGCGAAGGAUGUCCCAAUACAUGAUGCGCCUUCGAAUAGCUGCUCAGGGAAUCACUAUUGCUGCUUUGAUUGUUGGCCUAGGUAUUUCUGCGACCAGGAAGAGUAAUUAAGGCAGCAUUAAAUUGUUCACCUUGGUCUCUGUAAUCCUGUAACAUCUGGAAAGUGACACCUUGUUAAUACAUAUAUAUAAUACUUUCCUUUCUUGUAAAAUGCCUUGAGUUUCUUUUUUGCUAAAUUGUUGAAAGAUUAUUCUCAACAGUAGUUUGCUACUCCAGUGACUAAUGUACAUCUAGCACCAAUAAAAAGUCAAAAUUUUAGGGUUAA